AUGAAGCUCACCACCCUCCUCACCACCGCCCUCCUCCUGCUCUCCGCAGCAACAGACGCCAUCCCACAGCCCGCCGCGGCAGACACCACCUCCCUCACGCUCCACCCCCUCCCACACGCCAAGCGCGACCCCGCCGUCGCCCCCCGCCGCCCCGCAAAGGGACCCAAGACUCCCGCCAAUCGCGCCAAGCCCAACGGCCGCAAGCCCACCGCAGCCUCAAAGAGAAAGGCCGCCGUCACCAAAAACAGGGCCGCCACCAGAAACAAGGCCGCCACCAAGAAGGCGGGGCCCGCCGGCCUCGCAAAGAAGAAGGGGACCGCCGCCAAAAAAGGCGGCGCGGCAAAGUCAUGCCCCAUGCCCGCCAAGGGCAAGGGCAAGGGCAAAGGCGGCAAGCUCGGGAAGCGCGCCGGCGACGCCUGCGCCGCCCCGCCGGCGGCCGAGAAGGGCGUAAAAUGUUCCCGGUGCGCGGGCACGAAGGUCAAGCGCGGUGGCGGGAAAAAGUUUCAGCCGCUGGACCUGUCGCCUGGCAACCUUGACGUUCUGGUCCAAGACACCGACUGCUGGCAGUGCGGGCCGGGGGUCAAGUUUGGCGGCGUAGAGGUGAAGAGCGCGGUCAAAGAGGCGAUCCGGCUCAGGCCCACCCCGAUCACGUAUCCACGCGACGGAAAGACGGACCAGCAGUGGCCGCACAAGUAUAAAAACAACGAGGCCCUUCUGCCGCCGCUGGAGCCGCUCGACGAGUACCUCGAGUUCCCGCUGGUCGCGAGCAUGGGGCCCGUGAAGCACUUGUACAAGGGGGGGUCACCCGCCGGGUAUCGUGUUGUGUUUGCGCUCCAGGGAGGGCAGGAUCCAAUGGCGGUCCAUCUGGUGGGUUUUUUCUUCCUAGCUUAG
Messenger RNA from Morchella sextelata, 891 nucleotides. RefSeq lists its product as uncharacterized. The coding region runs from base 1 to 891 and encodes 296 amino acids. NCBI's taxonomy places the organism in Eukaryota, Fungi, Ascomycota, Pezizomycetes, Pezizales, Morchellaceae. The transcript has a single exon. Gene Ontology annotation, molecular function: RNA nuclease activity; RNA binding. The record is from RefSeq and is a predicted model, not a curated record.